AUGAACUCGAAUACCAGCUCCAACGGGGGGACCUCGACGAGAACCACAGUCAGCCCUCGCGAGCCCCACCUCAACGGUCUGAAUCGUCGUCAAAACGCCAGGCCGGCUCUGAAUCCGACGACGAAGAAGGGAGCCAGUCGACCUACCCCCAACGCCGUAACCAUGCUAGCCUUCGCAUGCCCACCUGAAUACCGUGGCAAGAACAUAAAGGAGCACAAGGAGUUCAUAUGGGCAUGCGAACUCGUGUUCCGCGAAUCGCCGGUGUUCAUCUAA
Pseudogymnoascus destructans is the source of this 273-nucleotide messenger RNA. RefSeq lists its product as uncharacterized. Lineage: Eukaryota; Fungi; Ascomycota; Leotiomycetes; Thelebolales; Thelebolaceae. The record is from RefSeq and is a predicted model, not a curated record. The transcript has a single exon. The coding region runs from base 1 to 273 and encodes 90 amino acids.